Rotaria sordida is the source of this 1257-nucleotide messenger RNA. NCBI's taxonomy places the organism in Eukaryota, Metazoa, Rotifera, Eurotatoria, Philodinida, Philodinidae. The record is from the annotation of a GenBank genome assembly.
AUGCAAUUUUAUACAUAUUCAUAUUCUACUAGUGGUUAUCCGUCUGGUGAAAUUUCUUUUUAUUCUCAGGCCUUUCUCAAUGUUCAACAAUUACAAACGAUUUCAACGACAGUUGACAACAGUAUGAAUUUAAUGGGUCGAUUAAUUGAUAAAACAAAACGUAUGAAUGUCACACGAACAACAACAACAAAUGAAAAACCUCAACAAUCUAUAUUACCAAUCCGUAUACUUGAACUUGAGGCUAAAAUUGAAAAUCGUCCAACUAUAAUAGAUGAAAAAAGUUCAGCUGUUUUAAAAUAUCGAACACCACAUUUUCGUUCUACAGCUACUAUUCAAUUUCCUCCAUUAGAUGAAGGUGAACAUUGGAAAAUUGGUUGGAUACAAUCAUGUACACGUAUGGAUUUUUUAAAUUCAUAUGGUGAUUGGGGUUAUUCAAGUUGGGAAUUUCCUCAAUUAGUAUCUGGUCAAAAUCCAAUGAUAUCAGAUUCUGAUGGACGUAAUUAUCCAUUUUAUGGUUCAAAAUGUGAAGUAAUUGAACUUCAUGGACCAUUUUUAGAUUAUCAAACGAUAAAAGUUCUUAUGAAUGAUAAUUUUUAUCCACAUAUAACAUGGGAUAUUCCAACAAGUAAUGAACGUUUAUCACGUUUAACAAAUGUAAAACGUCAUCAAAAUUUUUAUACAUGGCUUGUUGCAAUGAAUGUUAAAACCGGUUCAAUAAUUGUACUUAAAACAAUAAGUUGGCAAAUGAAUCUUGAAAUAAAUAUCGACUCAACUAAAUCACAAGGUUCACGUGCAACACUUAUAUCUGAUCCAAUACCAAUUCAACCUGAAAUUCUCAAACAAAAUAUACGUAUACCAACUUGUGUACUCUAUCCUCCAAAUGCUAAUAACGCACAAAUUCUUGUUUGGCAUCCAGGUUGUCGUGUUGGUGAAGUUAGUAAACGACCUGAAAUUGUCGUACUACCACGAUGUAUGUUUGUUUUACAUCAAAAUCCAUAUUAUAAUCAUUAUAUUCGACAUAAAACGCAUACAUCUAUUCAAAAUAAACUUAAUGGUGGAAGUUCAUCAUCAUCAUCAUCAUCUGAUACUAAAAGCAAUGCUUCACAAUCGACAAAAACUAAACCUUUUUGUCGUCUUAUAUUUCCUCCUUCUUCUCCACCAAAUUCAUCUUCAAUACCUGGAAAUCGUUGUUGUGAUGAUAUGAAACAUAUUCUUGACGAUCAUGCUAGAUUGGCUCAAGGUGUUAUAGUUCGAUAG